This is a messenger RNA of Lasiodiplodia theobromae, 498 nucleotides long. RefSeq lists its product as uncharacterized. The transcript is spliced from 3 exons. The coding region runs from base 1 to 498 and encodes 165 amino acids. NCBI's taxonomy places the organism in Eukaryota, Fungi, Ascomycota, Dothideomycetes, Botryosphaeriales, Botryosphaeriaceae. The record is from RefSeq and is a predicted model, not a curated record.
AUGUCCCUCGCCCCGCCAUUCACGCACGAGACGGCGAACCUCAAGGUCAAGAAGGCGCAGGAUCUGUGGAACACGCAGAACCCCACCGAGGUGGUCAAGGCGUACACCGACGACUCGAUCUGGCGCAACAGGUCCAUGUUCUUGAAGGGCCACGAGCAGAUCGUCGACUUCCUGACCAAGAAGUGGCAGAAGGAGAAGAACUACCGGCUGCGCAAGGAACUGAACGUUGUGCUGAUUCGGAUGCUCUUCCCGCUUCCUUGGCAGUUCUCCUUUACCGAUAACAAGAUCGCCGUCCAGUUCUGGUACGAGUAUCAGGACGCGCACGACGGCAUGAAGUGGAAGCGUUGCUACGGGCUCGAGGACUGGACCUUCGCGGCCGACGGGCGUAUGCGGAAAAGGCAGAUGAGCGGCAACGACGUCGAGCUGGCCGAGGGCGAGCGCUGGUUUGCGGGCGACGUCGACGUGAACACGGUGGAGAUCGGGGAGGAGCAUUGGUGA